Messenger RNA from Cokeromyces recurvatus, 2094 nucleotides. Its product is annotated as catalase-like domain-containing protein. Gene Ontology annotation, molecular function: heme binding; catalase activity. The coding region runs from base 1 to 2094 and encodes 697 amino acids. The record is from RefSeq and is a predicted model, not a curated record. Gene Ontology annotation, biological process: hydrogen peroxide catabolic process; response to oxidative stress. The transcript has 2 exons. Lineage: Eukaryota; Fungi; Mucoromycota; Mucoromycetes; Mucorales; Mucoraceae. Gene Ontology annotation, cellular component: cytosol.
AUGAAUACUGCUACUGCUAAGGAUGAUCAACUUAAGCAAUUCUAUGUUAUUGAUGAUGGUACUCAAGAAACAACUCAAUUCGGUGUCAAGGUCAAUAACUCUGAUAGUUUAAAGGCCGGUUUGGAUGGUCCUACACUUAUGGAAGACUUUAUGAUGCGUGAAAAGAUCAUGCACUUUGAUCACGAAAGAAUUCCUGAACGUGUUGUUCAUGCUAGAGGAGUUGGUCUUCAUGGUUACUUUGAAUCCUACGGCGACUAUUCUAAUAUCACCGCUGCCAGCUUCCUGAAUAAAAAGGGUAAAAAGACUCCUAUGUUUGUUCGUAUAUCGACUGUUCUUGGUUCACGUGGUUCUCCUGAUACGGUCCGUGAUGUCCACGGCUUUGCUCUUCGUUUCUACACUGAUGAAGGUAACUUUGAUAUUGUCGGUAACAAUAUCCCACCUUUCUUUGUUCAUGAUGCUAUCAAAUUCCCUGAUCUUAUUCACGCUGGUAAGCCUAAUCCCAACACUGAAGUCCCUCAAGCUGGUACUGCCCACGAGACUGCCUAUGACUUCUUUGCUGAAUUCCCUGAAUCAAUUCAUACCGUUCUUUGGGCUCUUUCCGGUCGUGGUAUCCCUAGAUCCCUUCGCCAAGUUGAAGGCUUUGGUGUUCAUACCUAUCGUAUAAUUAAUGAAAAGGGCGUUUCCCGUUAUGUCAAGUUCAUUUGGAAGCCCAAGUAUGGUCUUUCUAAUCUUCUUUGGGACGAAGCUCAAAAGAUUGCUGGUAAAGACAUUGACUUCCAUCGUAACGAUAUGUAUACGGCUAUUAAUAAUGGUGAUUACCCUGAAUGGGAAUUUGGUGUUCAAAUUAUUGAAGAAGAAGAUGUUGAUAAAUUUGACUUUUCUCUUCUUGACCCUACUAAGCUUGUUCCUGAAUCUCUCGUACCCUUCACUCCACUUGGUAGAAUGGUUCUUAACCGUAAUCCUGACAACUACUUUGCUGAAACUGAACAAGUCACCUUCCACCCUGGUCAUGUUGUUCGUGGUGUUGGCUUUACAAAUGACCCCCUUCUCCAAGGACGUCUCUUCUCAUAUCUUGAUACUCAACUCAAUCGUAUGAGUGGCCCUAACUACAUGCAACUUCCUAUCAAUCGUCCUCUUACCCCUGUUCAUAACAACCAACGUGAUGGUUUCAUGCAAAUGCAAAUUCAUAAAGGUGAAGUCGCUUAUUUCCCUAAUGGUUUACAACAGAACACACCCUCUAUGGUGGAUGGCAAUAAAGGCGGUUACAUUGAAUAUCCCGAAAAGAUUAAUAAUGUUACCAAGAUUCGUGGUCGUUCAUCCAAAUUCUUUGAUUUCUACAGUCAAGCUCAACUUUACUGGAAUUCUUUAAACGUGUAUGAAAAGCAACAGCUUGUUGAUGGUGCUCGUUUCGAAAUUGGUAAAUCUAAUUCUAUGGAUGUCCGCAGAAGAAUGAUCAAUGUCCUUAAUCAUAUUGAUAAUCAACUUGCUCGUCGUGUUGCUUAUGGUAUUGGUGUUGAGCUCCCUAAUAAGGUUGUUGAAAACCAAAACAAGACCUCGGUUGGUCUCUCUAUCGAAGCCUAUCCUAAGGCUGAAAGUAUCAGAACACGUACCGUUGCUAUCCUUACCGCCCCAGGUACUGAUACAAAAGAUGCACGUGACAUGUAUAAUUAUCUUGCCUCCAAGGGCGCUUACCCUAGCUUUGUUGGUGUUCAUCAAGGUGUUCAAGAUGGUCUUAACAUUACAAAUACCUAUGUCACUACCUCCUCUGUUCUUUGGGAUGCUAUUUAUGUCCCCGGUGGUAACAAAUCAAUUGAUAUCAUGACAAGUCGUACCUCCAUGUUCGCCUUCAACGAACCUCAAAUGUUUGUUAUGGAUGCAUUCCGUCAUGGUAAACCUAUUGCUGCCUCUGCUGAAGGUGUCAAACUUCUUGAAUAUGCCCAUGUUGAUCUCCCUACUGCUGCCUCUAAUUCUACUAUUAAAGAGUUGAACGGCGUCAUUGUUGGUGAUAGUGCAGACAAAGUUAAAACUGCAUUUGAAGCUGCUCUUAUUCAACAAAGAUUCUGGGCUCGUUUACCUUUAGACCCUGUUAUGUAA